CCCUUCCCCUGCCGCCUUGCAGGAGCAGGGGCUGUGCAGUUGGCUCGUCCCGCCCCUGCCUGUGAGUGACAGGACCGUGGACAGCAUCAUUUCGAGCCGGACCUGAAGUUUGUGGGCCCCUGCCUUGGCUGAGCUGAGUAAGAAAAACCAAGAAUAUUAUAUUGGUACCUGGCACUGAAUUUGCCAAGAAUGCAAGCACAGCUUCCUCAGUAAAAGAUCUUGCCUCUGGAAACAUCUUAACCCUUGGCAGCUCUCCAGAAUUCAGACUUGGCAGCAUCAAGGACACAACACAAGGAAACAAACUCAUGUGCUCAGAUUUAAGUUUGGUAGGAGGACUUUAAGAGAGAUCUUCAUAUUGGAAUGGCUGCUGAGUCAAAUGGGAGAUAUGGUCAACUUGGGGCAGAGAGGUUGCUGAAAAAUUGCUGUAAAAAUUGCUUUGGAAAGCAGGCAUUUUGGAGAUCAAAGAUGGGUAGAAAAGAUGCUUCCACUAUAAAACUUCCUGUUGAUCAGUACAGAAAGCAAAUUGGUAAACAGGAUUAUAAAAAAACCAAACCCAUUUUACGAGCAACAAAAUUAAAAGCAGAAGCAAAGAAAACAGCAAUAGGCAUAAAGGAAGUUGGCCUUGUACUUGCGGCUAUUUUGACCCUCCUAGUGGCUUUCUAUGCUUUCUUUUAUCUCAGACUCUCCACAGAUGUUGACCCUGAUCUGGAACCAGAUGAAGAUUAACUGAGGAGCAAUCAAUGCAUGAAACAGAAAUAAUUUUAUAAAAGCAUCCACUGGGACCAGUGCUCUCUGAAAUAUUGAAACUGUAACAUCUUGAAUUCUUUCUGCUGUUAUUUUCAAUUUGCAGAAAUAUCUUUUUAAAUAGUUUCAUAGGUUAUCAAGAAAAACUUCCCUAGCAAUGUAAUGCAAUGUAUGUUACUGGAUACUUUUAUAAAUCUUUCUACUAUGACAGGCAACCUAUUCAUGGUGCAUUUAGAUAAAAUGGAAAACAGAUCCUAAAUUCUUUGGAUGUCUUAGCCAAUUUAUGUGUAUAACUCCAUCACUUACAGAUUACUAAAUUUAUUUUUGUUCCAUAAUCAUCAUAAGUAAAACUAUAUAUCCUCAUUUACAGAAACACACUCAAACCACAUUCAGAACCUCAGAAGGAGUGAAAAGUCAAGGGAAAAUUUUCAUGUUACAAAGAAGUGUUGCUUUCUUUCCAGACGUAUUUUAUAUCAUUAGAGACACUAUCUGCACAUACAUCUACAGUAAUCUUUUUCCUUCUUUGCCAACUGUUCGGUGCACAUGUGCUCCAUCAGAAAUGGCACCUGGAUGACAGAAGCUCAAAGAGUCACAUAUGUCUCUAAACUAGAGCUCCUUUCCUCUUGGGCUGCCUGAACUGGUGUGAAUAGAAAGUUCAGUUGAUCCUGAUUUUAAUUAACUUAUUACCCUAUUAAUAUAAACUUGGAAUUCUAUUUUAAUUAUGUUGUUCUGGCUGCUUGCGGUAUCAGUUUGCCCCUCUUGUUAGGGAGAUGUGUAACAAUCUGUCAUUAAAUGGUGCAGUCUUUUUCACACAACAGUAAUAGCAGAAGUCCUACCUACUCAAAAUCAUUUUCUUGGGUUGUCUCUUACAUCUGAACAAUGAUGUUUUACUACAUUAAAUUUUGUCUGAAAAGUUAAGCAAUUAGAACUCUUUCAUGAAAAAUAAACAAUAGAAUAAAAUACCUCAUAUUACUCACAUAUGUAGUAUUUUGUUUAUGUAAUUUUUCAAGGUAAUUUGUAUUCAUUGGAGUGUAAUAACCAAUAUAUUCAGUUCUUUUAAAAAAAACUGAAAAUGGUCGUUGAAAUUAUUUUUAGAAUACAUGAACACAAAACUUAGAAAUGGGAAAAUGGCAAAGUUAUUAUAUAAAGAUCUAUAGAAACUGAAGAGUUUGAAAUGUGUACAAAGUGUUUUAUAACAUAUACUUUGUAUUUACGAAGAGUAAAUAAAAUAUUAGCAAUCAUUUACAUAGUGGCCAAAAGAAGAAAGCUUUGAUAAAUGGCCUAAAUAUUCUUUGAGUACUUUUGCAAAACAGUUGAAUAUGACUGUAGCAUUAUGUAGAAUUUUUUCAAGUAGCAUAAUAUAUUUCCUCAGUGUGAAAACGGCAAAAGUUCCAAUAUCCUCACAAAUCAUUUAUGCCAGACAUCUGAGGAAAAAAUUUAACCAGUGUUAUUUACUGGAUUCUUCUCCUUUGAAGUCACAAACUCAAGAGCAGACCAAGAGUUCUUACACACUCACCACAGUGGGCCAAUCCAAGUGGCAUUUUUAGGAAAGGUUGCAGCAUUUAAUGCCAUGUGGUAUGUCUGUUCGUGAAGUGGGAGGCAGGGGGAUAUCCAAGCUGGCAUUUUGGAUAUGAUGGGCCUUUUACUUUCCUGAGUGACAUGCCACAUGUCAAGAAAUACUGCUUUUCCCCACUCCUAUCAUAUUUACGUGAACAAUUUUCAUUUAGUUAUUUCCCUUCCCAUAUGGUGUUAAAAACAGUCAUAUUAAAUAAAGAUUAUAUCUAAUUUCAGUAGUAAUUUAAAUGAGAGAUAUAUAAUAACUGCUUAUUAGAGCCCUAUCCAAAUGAGAUCUAAGAGAAUUUAUAGUACUUAAAAUAGAUGAUGAUAUUCUUGGAAAUGUUUGAAAAUUCAUUACCCCGAAAAAUCUUUACCAUUCUGUUCUAUUCUUUCGGUAUUCUUUUGGGGAAUAAAAUGUUUCUGAUAGUAAUAAAUGCUAAUAUAAACAUAGUAUAAUUAUAGGCAAGUUUCAUUGCCUAGAACUCGGUCUAUGGCAAGUCCUUUUGUAUGACUGAUUGACUUAUGAUGGCUUCACAGAACCAUAAAUCCCAAAUGCUAAAUAAACCAUGAUUUUAAUAAAUAGCAGGUAAAGUGAGACAACGUAUGUUUACACAACACUGUUUUCGAGAAAUGCAAAUUUUUCAGACUUACAUCAACUGGGUAGCAGCCAAUCCUCUGUGGAGAAAUCCCAGAUUGAAGUCUGGUUUGACUCUCUGGUGACAGAGAGGCGAUAUCUGGUCUGCUGUUUCAGGGGACCACACUUUUGAAUGGUGAGUAGUGUUUGGCAUACAUCUUAGACUGGCACCAGAUACAAACUUUUAGGCACGGGUUUUUCCCCUCCAAUAAUUUUCUGCUCAGAGUAAUUCAGAAGACACAAACAGAAAAAUUAUCAUGACUUUUCAGAAUGUUAAAAUCUAAUCAGACUUCACAGACUCUGCAGAAUAAAUUUCAACAAAUGAAGCACACUUAACAUAUAGCCCAUGAAAAUACUGUGAAUGAGUCUUGAAGGGUUGCUGGGUCUUAUUUGGCAUGCAAAAUAAAAACUAUAUAAAUUGAUUUGAGAGGAGAUAUUGUUAAAAUACAACUUUUUAUCUAGAAUUUUUUUAAAAAAACACAUGAACAAAAAGCUUAUGUUAGUACCGAUUUAGGGACUUAAGGAAGCAAGUACUUGAAGACUUUCUAUCUUUUCAGUUUUCCAUAAAGAUGGAAGAAAUGUUUUGACCUCAACCAAUGAUUGUAAUGUCCUGACACUGUGUUCCUGUUCACUUCUGUAAUUCUAAUAGUGUGGUGAAUGCAUAUCAGAAUUUAAGUUAAUCUCUUUUCCUCCUUUCAGAGUCUGACAGUUUUUUAUGUUGUAGGUGAUCAAAAGUCUUUUGCAUUUAAUAAAUAAAACUUUAAAAUCACAAUAAUGAUCAGCUCUUAGCCUAUAUGGUCUUUGAUUGUAUUGAGGCAUAUAUAUAUAUAUAUAUAUA
Molecule: messenger RNA, 3773 nt
Organism: Talpa occidentalis (Iberian mole)
Lineage: Eukaryota; Metazoa; Chordata; Mammalia; Eulipotyphla; Talpidae
Gene: TRIQK
Product: triple QxxK/R motif containing
Exons: 6
Coding region: 361-726 (121 amino acids)
Cellular component (GO): endoplasmic reticulum membrane
Source: RefSeq, a predicted model, not a curated record